Platichthys flesus (European flounder) is the source of this 2226-nucleotide messenger RNA. RefSeq names its product POU class 2 homeobox 2a (gene pou2f2a). The record is from RefSeq and is a predicted model, not a curated record. Gene Ontology annotation, molecular function: RNA polymerase II cis-regulatory region sequence-specific DNA binding; DNA-binding transcription factor activity, RNA polymerase II-specific. The transcript has 16 exons. Gene Ontology annotation, cellular component: nucleus. NCBI's taxonomy places the organism in Eukaryota, Metazoa, Chordata, Actinopteri, Pleuronectiformes, Pleuronectidae. Gene Ontology annotation, biological process: regulation of transcription by RNA polymerase II. The coding region runs from base 1 to 2226 and encodes 741 amino acids.
AUGGCGGCGGUGCUGAGUAAUGUCUGGUGCUCAGAUAUCAGGAUGUCUAAAGCAGCAGAGGAGGAGAAGCCCGGGGCUGAAUAUCCAGGGGACAGUUCAGACUCUGACAGAAACAGCCCUGACGACCAGGUCCAGCCAAUGAAAACCAGCCCCUUCAGCCUCUCUCCCACAGCCGCUGGCAGCAAGGUAAAAAGUAAGGAGAGUUCAGAGAUGGCUCACAGCACCGCUCCUCCUCCUCCUGCUGCUCCUCCUGCUCCUCCCUCCUCCCAGCAACAACAGCAGCAGCAGCAACAACAGCAACAACAACAACAGCAACAGCAGCAGCAACAACAACAACAACAACAGCAGCAGCAGCACCACCACACACAGAUGAUGCUGGCUGGCAGUCAGCUUGCAGGGCUUGCCGCCCUCCUCCCGGCCCAGCAGCAGCUCCUCCUCCAGCAGGCCCAGGCCCAGCUCCUGGCGGCCGCCGUCCAGCAGUCGAACGCCGCACACGCCGUCCACGCCGCCCACGCCGCCGCACAGCAACAGGCCAACCAGCAGCACCAUCAGCAGCAGCAGCAGAACCAAUCACAGCAGCAGUUAACCAAACAGGAGCAGACCGUCCCACAGCUGACUCUGUCUCAGCCAAUCCAGCUCACAGCGCAGGACAUCCAGCAGCUGUUGCAGCUCCAGCAGCUGGUUUUGAUGCCGGGUCAUCAUCUCCAGUCUCCCGCCCAGUUCCUCCUGCCCCAGUCCGCCCAGGCCCAGCAGCCACAGCAGGGUUUGCUCUCUUCACAAAAUCUGAUCCAGCUACCUCAGCAAAGCCCCGGAGGCCUCCUGACCUCCCCUCCUCGCCUGGGCCUCCAAGCACAGAGAGAGAAGAGCAUCGAUGUGGUCGGAGGAGGCGGCGGCGGCUCACUGGUUUCCUCCGGCAGCAGUGGCGUCCUGACAUCUGUAGGAGGAACCUCGGCCUCCGGCAGCACCAUCGCCUCCUCGCUCAGCUCCGGCCUGACCCCCGGAGGUCACGGGGGUCACAUGGGGGAGGAGCCCAGCGACCUGGAGGAGCUGGAGCAGUUCGCUCGCACGUUCAAGCAGCGACGCAUCAAGCUGGGAUUCACACAGGGAGACGUGGGCGUCGCCAUGGGCAAACUGUACGGCAAUGACUUCAGCCAGACGACCAUCUCCCGCUUCGAGGCUCUGAACCUCAGCUUCAAGAACAUGUGCAAGCUGAAGCCGCUGCUGGAGAAGUGGCUGAGUGACGCAGAGACCAUGGCGGUGGACAGCAUGCUGCCCAGCCCCUCCUCUCUCUCCUCCCCCAUGCUGGGGAUCGAGGGGCUGCCCGGCCGACGCAGGAAGAAACGCACCAGCAUCGAGACCAACGUGAGGGUGAUGCUGGAGCGCAACUUCCACAUGAACCAGAAGCCUACCUCGGAGGAGAUCCUGCUGAUGGCGGAGCAGCUCAACAUGGAGAAGGAGGUGAUUCGCGUUUGGUUCUGCAACCGCCGGCAGAAGGAGAAACGCAUCAACCCCUCCAGCAGCACCACCCCCCCACUGCCCAGCCAGACCUCUCCCAUCAUGACGCACAAAGCCUCCUGCUACAGCCCGCACAUGAUCACGAGUCCGGGUCUGUCCCAGGUCACCACCAGCCUCAGCACAACAGCUGCCAGCCUGUCACCUUCAGCGUCCUGCCCCAUGACGCCCGUCAGCUCGGCUGCCGUCGGCUCCACCUCUUCUUCUGUGACUCCACCCCCUCAUAGCACAGCCAGCCCCGCCCCUCCCGGCCUCGGCGCCCACGGGCUUCACACCGGGAACACAAUGAUGGGAGUAAGCACAGCGAUGAACCAGGCCCUCAUGGGCAGCAAUCCCCUGGCCACAAUGCAAGCCCUGGCAGCGAGCAGUGGUCAGCUGUCCAUGUCCAGCCUCGACGGGGGGGCAGGUCACUUGCUUCUGGGCGGACACGGGGCCACAGUCCGCUCGUCCCUCUUCCUCAACCGCCCCACCCUCCUCCCGAUGGUGACCGGCUCCAUGGGGACGUCCUCCACGCCGGCCAUGGGACUGGUCAGCAGCAGCGGCAUGGGCGUCCCGAGGACCUCCUUCUCCCUGUCCCCGCCCACCGGCGCCAGCGACCUCAUGAGCCCCACCUCCUGUCACGAGGAGUCCGCCUCCCCGUGUUCCAGCCCCGCCUCUUUCUGUUCCUUCAGCGAGGCCUCGCCGCCGCCCAUGGGAGGGGCCAUGGCCGAGUGA